Messenger RNA from Loa loa (African eye worm), 564 nucleotides. RefSeq lists its product as hypothetical. The transcript is spliced from 5 exons. The record is from RefSeq and is a predicted model, not a curated record. Lineage: Eukaryota; Metazoa; Nematoda; Chromadorea; Rhabditida; Onchocercidae. Bases 28 to 399 code for a protein of 123 amino acids.
GUUUAGCAAAAGUUUGUUGAAGUUUCAAUGAAAAUUUUUUCGAUCCAAUUUUUGCUUCUGUUUAACUUAUCCUUUCUUCAUGCGGAAACAUCCACAUUGGCUCAUAUAUUCAAUGCUAGUAAAGAAAUGCCAAAAAAUUAUCACGGUGCAACUUUUAUAAAUACCGAUGGGAUACUUAAUCCAUGCACCUCUAAUGUCGACUGCUAUAAAAUGCGAGAGCCAGUUUUUUGGUGUCGUUUGGCUAAAAUUCAACAAUGGACUGAUAAAGGAUGUUAUUGCGAUCCGAUCUUGAAUGCAUGCGUCAUCGAACGGAAAACUAAACUCGGUCCAAUUACAAUAAUCCGGAAUUAUGCAUUCUGCACAUGGAAAGAAUCCUGGGAAUGCCCAUCGUAUUUAUAAAUUUUAUUCAAAUUUCUAUUUUUUCUUGUAACAGUAUUGUAAAAUAUUUGCUGUAAUUAAUAUUGCUCAUAUAAUUUUUAAUAAAUAUGAUAUGAAGUAUUACUUAACAUAUUGCGGUUUGCUAUAUACUAUAUGAUAAAAUGUAGUAAAACUUUUCAUUUCAAC